AUGCGGAACUCUCGGCGUACUCGGAUAUCAAAUCAUACUGGAUCUACUCUUGAAGUUUCUGCAAUGAAUGCUUCUACUAGUGUUGUUUCUGGCGGCUGGACUCCUCUUCAAGACAACUUAUUACUAGAUGCUGUACAAACUCAUGCUGGGAAAUGGUUGCCCAUUUCCAAUUGUUUAGGCAGUCAUCGAUCUCCUGCUCAAUGCGAGGCAAGACAUAAGCAUCUAGAGUCUUUAGGAGUUACUACAGUGGAUGAUUUACUUCGACUGAGAGCCAAUGGCAGUAUUGCUACAGAUGCGAAUCCUUGGAAGAGUGUAUUCAAUCUAUAUGAUAAUCAGAACCAUACCAUCCGCUCGCCCGUCAGUCGGACAAGUUUAGCCAUGAACACAUUGAACCACACUAUUGCUCAAACCAUCAACAGUUCAAUCAACACCAUCAACAAGAACAGCAGUGGAACCACAUCGACUGUUGUUAAAAGACCGGAUAAGAGUCGCAAGUCGCAAACUCCUGUUGCUCUCGUUCAAACACCAAUUACGAGCAGUUUAAAAACUCCCGUUAUUCAAUCCAUGACAAUGAAUACCAUGAGAACUGUCAAAUCUAGACAUGCUAAACAAGGAAUGACUCCAUCACUUCAACCACAACCCAUGCGACCACCCCUCAAAACUAUUCAGGCUAGUUCCCCUGUUGCUCAUUCCAUCACCACUACUGUAACGACUAGAGCAAAGUCUUACCGUCCUCACCUCGGUGUUGCUACCAAUGUGUUUCCUGAAUGUCCUCAAAAGUGCUCUUCAAUACGUCGGGGUUCAUCUCCAAGUUGUUCUCUUCCAACUCCUUCCUGCAGUAACAUUGCUGCCGUGCAUUCCUCCUCACAGGCCAAGUUGCAGUCUGCCAAAGUCAAUACUAAAAAAUCUCGAAAAGCAGCAAAAGUCACUCGUAUUCAUGCUGCUGCUUCCGAACCCACUUUACUGAGCAAGAUGAAGCAGACACGACUUGAUUGUCCUGAAUCUACUAUUAAUCAUACUGCUGUUCCUGUAGAUUCCAUCUCAAACGAAACCCAGUUCUUUCAGUCUUUGGAAGCACUUCAAUCUGCUCUUUCAAUGCCACCAAAUCUGUCCGAAUUCUCGUUUGUUACAAAACCUCCCGCUUCGCUUACUAACUGGACAAACUCGACAUCUGAUUAUUUGACUUCAGAAUGUCAACCUUUGCUUAGUAGCGAGGCUAAUCUAUUGGAUGCCAUGUUUAAUACUGUUCAAAAUUCCACUGAUAACCAGACCAAUGAUAUCAACACUUGCACUAAACCUCUUACUGUAUUUAAUGACAAUGUAUUCACAUUGGAAGACCUGUUUGCUGAUGAUUCUGCCAUCACUUUUCAUACGUCCAAAGUAGAUACUGGCGAUCAUCCAUCUCAAACAUUAGUAUCUUCCGACCUUGACAACACUUUGAAAAAUUCCAAUAUUCAGAAUUAUAAUCCUACAUUGUCAAUGUUAAACCAGUUGGGUUCUGAUAUCAACACUGGUAGUGCAUUCACCAACACCAUGUCUACUCACCAGCAACCCAUUCCUGCUCAAGAAAGGCGUAUAAACAGUUCUCACUUGGAUGGAGAUUUGUUUGACCUUAUCAACUGGGAUGUCGAUGUCGACAUGUCACUUGCCAAGGACCAACUACACGAAAACACUUGCAUCAGUAAUCCCAUCAAACCCUCAAGUCUAAUUCAACCGCAACAUGACUUGGAUUCACUCGACCAGACACUGAAUUCGCUCAUCUUUAAUGAUCAUCUCUCACAGACAGCAUUGGACUCUGUUCCUAAACUUGCCAAUGAUUGCUUUAUGGGUCAGAUUUAUCAACCAAUUGUAACGCAAUCUCAGUCGGAACAACCCUUGCUUCCAGUAAACAUAUCACAAGAAGAGCAAAACAAUCAGAUGCUGCAUGAUUUGUUUGGAAAAGACUUUUGGGCACAUUCUGAAAUGGAUUUGUCAAGUAUGGCCGAUCCAUGUCCAAUUCCUUUGGACGCCCUGACUCCAGAUAUGAUGCAAUUGUAUCGGUCUUUAUCUGGCGUUUUUCCCGACAAUAGUGUUGCUUCUCUCCCUGCCGACUCAAAUGUAUCGACUGCGCCUUUUUAUACAUCAAUCGGCAACACUACAAACACUGCUGAAAAAUCAACUUUCAAGCAUAAAUCUUUGUAUAGCAAACCAUCAAAGUCAUUGCUCACAACAACCGCACCGCCAAUUCCAUCAAAAAACUCGGGGGGUUUAGUCAUGCCAGGUUUACAGUCACACAACCAGAUUAAACCCGAUCAACGUGUGUCCAGGAGUAAAGUCUAUCCCCUGCGAAAAGUGUCUUGUAAUACAUUUGACACAAUUUCUUCUAAACCGCCCUGCAUUACAAAUCAUCACAGCAUUCAUCCCAUGUGUGGAGACCCAACUACUCCCAUGAAUGUACAAUCUGAUGACGAUUUUCUAGCAAGUAAUGCCGACGAAAGCGAUUUGUUCAUCACUCGUGAUGAAGUAGAAGAUCUAUACAAAGAAACGGUAGAAAUGAGUCAUUUCUCACAUCACUCUGUUCAAUCCAGCGACUUUACAUUGGACUCUCCAGAUUGGAUCAAUGGUUCUAACAACAUAUUCAGCGUAGACCAAAUCCAACAAAUUCAACUUCAACUUGCACAAAAUUUUCAACUCUGUGUCCAAUCAUAUUGUAUCGAACGUCAACUUAAAGGUAAUCCAUCUCGUGAAUGUCAGUUCUGGGAGGCUCAAUUGCUGAACCAUACUGUGGCAAGAGAAAAUGCUAUCGCGAGGUAUGGGAGUCACACUCUGUUUAAUUUCAAUGGAGCGGACAAGGUUGCACAUGUGCUGUCGCAUUCCUUUGAUCAUCUUUCAUUGGAAGCAACAGAGUUUGCUGAAAAUUAUGAAUGGGCAGUACAGUUGAAGAUCAAAAAAGAGUUUUUGGGAUCUGGAGGAUUCAAAGGUAAUUCCAAAAUCAAGAGUGUCAGAGCUGCUGUCUUGCCAGAAAACGUGUCGAAACUUUUGGAAAAGUUUGAUAGUGGAUUCGACGAAGAGCUCAAACCAAACAUUGUUCGAGUCAAUCGAUCGCAUUUGGUUGGAUUUUCACCCGAAGAAGAUGCUUUGUUGCUUUAUGGUCUUUUGCACUACGGAUUCAACGACUGGCCCUCUAUUCGCGCGCACUAUCUCCCAGCACGAACGUACAGCCAGAUCAAAUAUCGAUACAAAAAUCUAGUACAUCGUGGCAAAACUGCCAAUAAAAUCAAGGAGUUUUAUCUUCAACCCUUCCGCGCUCUCCGUCUAGCUGAAAACCAACUGGUUAUAUCUGGAGCACAAGUGUUUGGUCCUGCAUUCAAGUAUGCCACAGCACAACUGCUUCCGCAAUGUCCAGAUACGCUUAUUCGAACUGGAUGGAAUGAUCUUGUCUGUAUUGGACAAAUCAAGUACUAUUGGGAUGCAAUUGUUUUCAACAAGUCUACAAUCAAUACAGACUCGAUGUUUGGUAUGGCAAGAACUAAAAAACGCAAAAGUCUUGCUCUCGAUGCUUCGACAAGUUUUAUUACCAAGCGUCCCAGACAGUUUCACAGCAGUUCUGGAAAUGAACCUAUUCCUGCACCGGUCGCGUCCAAAUUGCCAAAUAUGGAUUUAGCAAUGCCUAUUACUGAACUAUUACCAGCCAUGUCUCAAGCGGACCUGGUUGCAUUGUGGAUGAGUGCUACGAUUCAAUUGUCAAAAUCAGCUGGUAUUCCUAUUCACGCGGAUACGAAUCCUACAUGUUCAAAUACAGCCUCUACCUCGCAAACCACAACUUCUAUUCCACAAAUGAAUGCAGAUACAAGAACACAACUGAAUACAUUAUUGCAAGUCUCGCUUGCCGAACCUACUUUGACACCUGCCCAUCAAUCUACAGACAUGACUCAAGUCAUUCCAUUUAUCAACAGUGACGCAUUUGCCGCACUGACUCAACUUAUCCAACAACAAAUCGGGACUGUGCCAUUAUCCAUAACAAACCCUCGACAAACGAUUUCUCAUACCCAGUCAGCAUCAUCCAUAAACUCCUCUGUACUCAACACUGCAACGACACGUUUGCAACGACCGUCGAAAAUUGCAUCCAAACCUAUCCUUCAAACACCAAAGCGAACAUCACCGACAGAAUCAUGGCUGAAUCAAAGUUCAGACGCAGGAUAUCUUGCAUCGGUACAAUCAUCAGAACCCGAUCUGAUGGCUACUGCACCCCUAACACCUCCAAGUUUUAUUACUCGACCUAUGGCGAAAAAAUCACACCUUUCAUUGGUUACACCUAUUGAGAGAAAGCCUGCAUCCAGUCUUGGACAAACUGGAUGUGCACUCAACAAGAGCAGCACUCACCGACAUGGUACAACACAAGCCACAGCUGUCAAAACACAUUUAAAUUCAGACAUGAUGAAUUGGAAUUCCGAUUUCGAAACGGAUUUUGAAAGUGGGGUGAAUGCUGGUGAUACGCCGCGUUCUUUUAAAAGUAGUGUACCUCCACUUAUUACUGCUCGUCGCUCGUCAUUGGUCAACUCGAUUCCUCCUGGUGAUGAUAUAAAGCGUAGAGCAUCGACAUACGCCAAUAGUCCAUUGAAUCUUUUUCCUGGAUCAGAAACAAAGGUCUUUAGCCAUGAUGCCAAUGUGUAUGGAACAACCGACUGUAAUAUAGAACAGUCCACUGCAUUCAUUUCAUUUUCAGGCGCAUACAAUUGUGAUACAGAUAGCGAUGACGAUGAAUUGAAAGUUGGCAGCAGUGGUCAGGAUGGAUGCGAAAACAAAGUAAGGAUAGUAAGCGAUGAUGCUACACUAUGUGGCUAUGAUACCCCCACAGUCCACUUGACGUCUAGUGUGGUAUCUAAGCCUUUAGAAAUGAACGCGGUGAACGCGGUGACCACUAAACCAUUGGCUCGUAAGGCUGACUCUAGACUUUCCAUCUAUACAGCAUCAAGACAAUAUGACUCUGCUACCAGUGAUAACGAGUAUAUCAAUAAUGGUGGAAUAAGUCGGACUGUUCGCAAGACUGGGAGUCGUUUGCGUAGAGGAAGAAAUGACCCAAUGUUGAUUCUACGAUCCGCUACCUCACGACGAAAUGGCAGUAAAGACUUUGGUGAUUACCCUGUGUUGAGUAAGCGUGGAAUCGUAUCUUCUUACAUGUCAUCUUGAUUUAUGAAUUUAUCUUCAAAUGUGUGCUUUGAAAGAAAUACUAUUCAUCUAUUUAUCCAUGUUUUAUAUUGCUGGUGAGAUAAGUGUCGGAAUAUUAUUACAACCGUAUUCACGCAAAAUAAAACACUAAUAAGGGUCCCU
Molecule: messenger RNA, 5310 nt
Organism: Batrachochytrium dendrobatidis JAM81
Lineage: Eukaryota; Fungi; Chytridiomycota; Chytridiomycetes; Rhizophydiales
Exons: 3
Coding region: 1-5169 (1722 amino acids)
Biological process (GO): regulation of DNA-templated transcription
Cellular component (GO): nucleus
Molecular function (GO): transcription coregulator activity
Source: RefSeq, a predicted model, not a curated record